This is a messenger RNA of Thelazia callipaeda (thelaziosis nematode), 216 nucleotides long. NCBI's taxonomy places the organism in Eukaryota, Metazoa, Nematoda, Chromadorea, Rhabditida, Thelaziidae. The record is from the annotation of a GenBank genome assembly.
AUGUCGACUGGAUCAGGUGGCUUAUUAAAUCGUUUCCGAGUGUCAUCGGUUGCAUACGGCUCUGACCGAAAAAAGCAGCGGUCUAAUCGGCUAGUAGAAGACUAUCGAUCAGAUCCACAAAGAAAUGAACAACAAGAAUUUGAACUUCAGAUUCAACCUCAAGUUUCUAAUAAUGCUCCAGCAACUAUAUCGCUCACUACACCAGGUAAUCAAUAA